Molecule: messenger RNA, 606 nt
Organism: Symbiodinium necroappetens
Lineage: Eukaryota; Dinophyceae; Suessiales; Symbiodiniaceae
Source: the annotation of a GenBank genome assembly
AUGAAGCAGCUUCACUUCCGCCACUUGGUCAACUUUGUUCUGCCGGAGAAGCGCAUGAAGGAGAUUGCAUCUUCCUACGACGUCGUUGAUGGUCCCAAUGACGAGGGAGAGAUGUUCACUCGCCCGGGCAUUCUGGUUGAUGCUUUCCCCUCGCCUUACCCCAACGAGGAGGCGGCGCGCUACGCGAACGGAGGCGCCAACCCACCGGACCUGUCGGUCUACACCACUGCGAAGCACGAGGGCUUGGACUACAUCUUCGCAUUGCUGCUUGGAUACCGUGAUCCUCCGGCCGGCAUCGACGUCCGCGACGGGCUGUACUACAACGUGUACUUCCCCGGAGGCCUGAUCGGCAUGCCCAGCCCGCUCCACUCGGAUGGCCUCGUGGAUUACGAGGAUGGAACGCCCUGCACGAAGUCACAGAUGGCCAAGGACGUCGUGAACUUCCUUUGCUGGGCAGCCGAGCCAGCCCACGACGAGCGUAAGUUGAUCGGCUUGAAGGCGAUGUCGGCUUGCUUCGUCGGUACCUUCAUCGUGGGCUUCUGGUACAGAAGCAUGUGGAUCGGGUUCAAGACCCGCCGCAUCGAUUUCACGAAGGCCGUCAUGUGA